UGUUGGCCAAUGCAACAUGCAACGUGUCCACAAAUGAUUCAACAUUCUGCUCGCCAGCGGACGAUGGCACAGGAGCUGCGAGUCCGUACAAGGCAGUCGAGAUGUUUUUUAUCGCCCUGGUCACUGGGUCGCUGAGCCUUGUGACCGUCACAGGGAACAUUUUAGUCAUGCUGUCCAUCAAAGUCAACCGCCACUUACAAACUGUCAAUAACUAUUUCUUGUUCUCAUUGGCAUGCGCUGACCUGAUCAUUGGUGUGUUCAGCAUGAAUUUAUACACUGUUUAUAUCAUUGUUGGAUACUGGCCUCUUGGGCCCGUGGUCUGUGACCUGUGGCUUGCUUUAGAUUACGUAGUCUCCAACGCAUCAGUGAUGAACCUGUUGAUUAUUAGUUUUGAUCGUUACUUCUGUGUGACCAAACCCCUCACAUACCCUGCGAGAAGGACCACUAAAAUGGCGGGGUUGAUGAUUGCGGCAGCCUGGAUCUUAUCCUUCAUCCUUUGGGCCCCCGCCAUCUUGUUCUGGCAGUUCAUCGUUGGGCAGAGGACUGUGCCACCUGGAGAAUGUUACAUUCAGUUCCUGUCGAACCCUGCGGUGACCUUUGGCACUGCAAUAGCGGCGUUCUAUCUGCCAGUCAUAAUUAUGACCGUGCUGUACAUCCACAUCUCACUGGCAUCAAGGAGCAGGGUUUCCAAACAUAAACCAGACAAGAAAGAGAAGAAAGGCUCAAAAACACCCAGCAUGACGAAGAGUCACAUGCGAAAACAAAACAACAACAAUGAAAGCAGUCCUCGGAAGAGUCCUCAAUUGACUCCCAAGCUCAGUUUGGACUCGACAACCACUGUUGAUGAGGCUGUGAAGAACGGCAGGGCGGGUGCAGCCAAAUCAGGUGGACCACAGAUGCCAGCUCAACCCAGUCCUGGGCUCACAACACAGGAGGAAAAGGAGAGCUCCAAUGAUUCGUCCACAGCCUUUAUUCCCCCAACAGAACCAAAGGCAAGCAAUGAUGCGAUAUGUGAGGCUCCAACUAAUUCUAACCCAGUUCCAGCAAGUUUGACAAAUCCUCCCAUGUCCAAAAUCAAUUCCACCUCAAGGUGGUCUAAGAUAAAGAUCGUGACCAAGCAGGCUGGGGAUGAAUGCAUCACAGCACUAGAGAUCGUCCCGCCCGGGGAGGGAGCCGACAGGCAUUCCAUCCCGAUCAGCCGCCCCAGGACGGUGGCAAGGAAGUUCGCGAGCAUCGCUCGGAGCCAAGUGAAGCGGAAAAGACAGAUGGCCGCGAGGGAAAAGAAAGUGACCAAGACGAUUUUUGCCAUCUUGCUUGCUUUCAUCAUUACUUGGACCCCCUAUAAUGUCAUGGUGCUGAUCUCCACCUUCUGCCAGUCGUGCGUUCCUGACACCGUGUGGGCCAUCGGCUACUGGCUGUGCUACGUCAACUCCACCAUCAACCCGGCUUGUUACGCCCUCUGCAAUGCCACGUUCAAAAAGACUUUUAAAAACCUGCUGCUGUGCCAAUACAAGAACAUUGGCACAAGAUAAGUGGAGAGGACUGAGGCUGCAGGGAAAGAAGAGGGUGCGAAGGAUGGAGGUAUUUGAAAGCUGGCCUGCUACAGACUUUUACAGUGGAGAAGCAGACACGAUUUAUGUUGCAAAUAAAGGAAAAUUGAGGCCUAAAUCCUCCAGCUCCCCCCAUAAAUUGAACAAAAUCUUGAGGAGAAAAAUGAUUUAAUCAAAUCUGCUGUGGGGGGAGCAGGAAGGACAAUAAUUAAUAUUGGUGAAUUGAUGGAGGGUUACAUUAGAAUGACAAUACUCAUGAAUGAGUGUAAAAUACUGAGGGGAAGGACAUGAUUGGAGGGUGGAAGGAAUGUUUUGUGGACUGAGGUUGGAUUAAGGAAUGAAUAAUAAACAACAGUGUUGUGUGAAUGGAUGGUUUAUGU
Messenger RNA from Phycodurus eques (leafy seadragon), 1930 nucleotides. It is a transcript of the gene chrm4a, whose product is annotated as cholinergic receptor, muscarinic 4a. Bases 102 to 1532 code for a protein of 476 amino acids. Gene Ontology annotation, biological process: adenylate cyclase-inhibiting G protein-coupled acetylcholine receptor signaling pathway; G protein-coupled receptor signaling pathway, coupled to cyclic nucleotide second messenger; chemical synaptic transmission. The record is from RefSeq and is a predicted model, not a curated record. Lineage: Eukaryota; Metazoa; Chordata; Actinopteri; Syngnathiformes; Syngnathidae. Gene Ontology annotation, cellular component: dendrite; plasma membrane; synapse. Gene Ontology annotation, molecular function: G protein-coupled serotonin receptor activity; G protein-coupled acetylcholine receptor activity. The transcript has 6 exons.